CUCAAUAUGGCGCCGGGGAUAGGAUGAGCCAGGGUGACUCAAACCCAGCAGCAAUUCCAAAUGCAGCUGAAGAUGUUCAGGGAGAUGACAGGUGGAUGUCACAGCAUAACCGUUUUGUGUUGGACUGCAAGGACAGGAACCUAUUGCUGUUUGUGGGGGAUUCCAUGGUUCAGCUGCUGCAGCAAUACGAGAUAUGGCGAGAACUCUUUCACCUUUACACGCACUGAAUGUUUGGGAUUGGAGGGGACACAACGGGGCAAGUUUUGUGGAGACUGAAGAAUGGUGAACUGGAGAAUAGUAAACCCAAGGUCAUUGUUGUUGGGGUUGGAACAAAUAACCGAAACACAGCAGAGGAAGUAGCUGGUGGAAUAGAGGCCAUUGUAAGGCUCAUCAAUACGCGGCAGCCUCAGGCCAAGAUAAUCGUGCUGGGCCUGCUGCCUCGUGGUGAGAAGCCAAACCAGCUGCGGCAGAAGAACAGCAAGGUGAACCAGCUCCUGAAGAUCUCACUGCCCAAACUCUCCAGUGUCCAGCUGCUGGACGUGGAUGCUGGCUUUGUGCACUCAGAUGGCACCAUCUCCUGCCACGACAUGUUUGAUUUUCUGCACCUAUCGGGUGCCGGCUAUGCCAAGAUCUGCAAACCCCUCCAUGAACUGAUCAUGCAGCUGCUGGAGGACCCCGAAGAGAAGCAGGCGACUUUGGCCUGA
Molecule: messenger RNA, 704 nt
Organism: Lacerta agilis (Sand lizard)
Lineage: Eukaryota; Metazoa; Chordata; Lepidosauria; Squamata; Lacertidae
Gene: PAFAH1B2
Product: platelet activating factor acetylhydrolase 1b catalytic subunit 2
Source: RefSeq, a predicted model, not a curated record